UUCUCUUAUUGGCCGCUGGAGUCGCUCCGCUUUUGCAUGUAUUUUUAGCUAUUGGUUCGAUUCCUAAUGCAGGUCGGAGGCAGUCACGGUCCCUGCGGUUGAGAAACAGGGGGGCGUCUCAUCUGCAAGAGCAGCACAGGUCUGCGGCAAGGAAACACUACCACAAAGCGCUGGGAGAGGCAGGGGAGAGGGGAACGAGUCAGACACGGCGAGACAAACUACUAAACAAGUUUCGCUAAUCCAGCUACUCGGCUUUCCACGUUAGAGGUGUGUGGGCUAUCCGUCCAACACUGUGUUAUUUCUGUGUUGCUGAUUCAUUCAAGCUCCGAACGGCUUUUCAAAUGGCCAGCCCUGGCUCGGAUGCAGGACGACACCUCCAACUGCAUCAGCCUCACACCGAACCAGCACCGGGGGCGGCCUUCCGCGAAGCGCAGAAAUGGAUCGAGGCGGUGACUGGCCGAUGCUUCGGUGAGAAGGACUUUCGUGGAGGACUAGAGAACGGGAUCCUACUGUGCGAGUUGCUGAGCUCCAUCAAGCCUGGCCUGGUGAAGAAGAUCAACAGGUUGCCCACGCCCAUAGCAGGCCUGGACAACCUGACGCUGUUCCUGAGGGGCUGUGAGGAGCUGGGGCUAAAGGGAACGCAGCUGUUCGACCCCGGAGACCUGCAGAACACCUCCACACGCGUCUACGCCAAAGGAUCCGACUGCAGCAGGAGGCUAAAGAAUGUGCUGAUCACCAUUUACUGGCUGGGAAAGGCUGCAAACAGCUGUGCGUCUUACAGCGGCCCGACGCUGGACCUGAAGGAGUUUGAAGGGCUUCUGUCACAGAUGCGAAAGGAAGCGGAGGACUGUGACAGUCCUAAGCGUAGCAUCCGGGACAGCGGCUACAUCGACUGCUGGGACUCUGAGCGCCAGGUGAGGCGCUUCCCCUCCCGCCCGCGGGAGGACUCCUUCGACAGCCUGGACUCCUUGGGCCUGCUGACAGACCCCCCACCGAGGGCCAUUACUGGUCGGUCACGUAGCAGUGAUGGCCGCGGCAGCGACUCGGAGUCCGACUUCCCGCACCACCACCGGCGGAUGCCGGACGUGCGUAAGGAUGACAUGCUGGCGCGGCGCACAUCGGUCAGCGAGCCGCGCACGCCACUGCCCUUCAACCAGUUCCUGCCCAACAAGAGCAACCAGACGGCCUACAUGCCCGCGCCACUGCGACGCAAGCGCCCCGAGAGAGAGGAGGGCGGACGCAAGAGCUGGAGCACUGCCACCUCGCCCAUCGGGGGGGACCGGCCAUUCAGUGUGAGUGACGCCCCAGACUGUGAGAGCCCCCCCAACAUAACCCCACUAGACCCCCACCCUGUAGCCCCCAUCACCUGCCCCGCACCCCCCCAACAGGAGCCUGAGGAGCACCAGAGAGACGGUGGUGAAGAGGAGGAGGAGGAGGAAGAGCGGAAGGAGGAGGAGGAGGAGGCUAGUGUGUUUAUCACAAGGAGGGAGAGCCAUGACUGCAGUCAUGCCGAAAACAAGCCUCCCAGUCCUAUCCCAGAAUACUCCAGUGCACUCCCACUGACACACACGGAGAAGCAGCAGCAAAACCAGACAGCAGCUACUGACUCAAGAAGCCCCGCCCGUUCAUGUUCUGAGGAACUCUACCGCACUUCCUUGACGACCAACGCCAUGUCAACCUCCAUCGUAGUUACCAUCCCACUCAGCCCCUCCCCUAGGGACAGUCCGGAUGCUUCCAGGAAGUUCCUGCCCCCAAAGGUGGAUGGGGCGGGGCCUGGAAAGCAAGGGGGCGUGUCAGACCCAGGAAGGGAUGACAUGUGGGCCAGGCGGACCUCCCCCAAACAUGGCGGGGCCAGCCCCACCCACUUCCUGCCCGUCCCCGCAACGGGAGCCAAUCAGGCUGGGGGCAGCCCGGGGGCGGAGUCGGAGACAGACAAACCACGGAGGAGGCCCUCCUGGUUGGACGACGAGCUGUCGCCAACAUUCAGCCACAGUGCUAGUGUGUCAGAUGACCCUGAGAGUAUGAGUAUGAUAGAUGUGCGCUGUGAGGAGGACGUGUUCCUGAACCCCCACAGUCAGGUGCGGCACGAGCUCAUGCACAACCAGUACAACAAGCUGAAGGAGGAAGAGGACCACUGGCAGGACGACCUGGCUCGGUGGAAGAGCCGUCGGAGGAGUGUGUCCCAGGACCUGAUCAAGAAGGAGGAGGAGAGGAAGAUGAUGGAGCGACUGCUGAGCGGAGAUGAAGGCGUGCCGCAGCGGAGGAAGAGCAUCAAGACCUACAAGGAGAUCGUGGAGGACAACCCCACCCAACUCACAGGGAGAUCAAAUGGGAUGUGGCUCGCAUCAGCCGACCCCAUCCUCGUCCCCGCUCGGCCUCGCCGCCGCCUUCUCGCCACCCUGCCCCGCUGCCACCUGCCCCGGCGGCGUCUUGAGGCGAUGCGAGGAGGACUUCAGCGCCCAGCCGAGUCGGAGGGUGGCGACGGUGGAGGCGUCGGCAGCGCUGGGAGUGGCGCUGGCGGUGGUGCUAACCCCAUGCAGUACCUCCGUCAGCAGUCGCUGCCCGCGCCCAAGUUCACCUCCACAGUGGAGGCUAUGGUGACCAGUUUCACCCCGGCAACGGCACCAGAGCGCCCCCUGAAGGCUCUGCCCCUACUAGCACCCAAACCGUACAGCCGCGGAGAUAAACCAGCGAAGGUGGACAGGAUGUUGCGUGUGAACGGCGAGACGGAGAAAAAGAUGGAGGAGAAGGAGAGUGAGGAUGGACGACAGGAUGGACCAGAGGAUGGACGAGAGGACAGCCCCUCUCCCCUGCAGUUUCUCCCUUGCCCCUCGUCAAAUGACACGGAGGCGCCAGAGUCCAGAGUCACGACCUCCUCUGCCUCGACGCCCUCCUCCCCAGCACACGCUGCGAAACAAGCUUCCCCCACACACGGCUCGAAACAAGCUUCCCCCACACACGGCUCGAAACAAGCUUCUCCCACACACACUGCGAAACAAGCCUCGUCGACACACACCUCAGCACAAGCUUCUCCCACACACACCUCUAAACAGGCUUCCCCCACACACACCUCGACACACGUGUCUCCCACACACACUCCAGACGCUGGCCUUCCUGGUGACGCACUUGCCCCAGGGAUCUCUGGGAAGGCUGCCGAGGAGGAGAGGCCUUCGGAGGAGGCGCCGGUGAAGGAGGAGGAGGAGGAGUCGUCACUAGUAACAGCGAGCCAAUGGCAAGCGCCUGAACGCCAGGACGUGGACGAGGGAGGUCCUCCACAAUCCCAGGAUGCACUUGAGCAGCCUGAGAGUCCAGAGAAGACAACACCCAGCAGACCCACAUCUCUGCCUACGGAGCUGCAGAGUGAGCCAGAAGCCAUUCCGUUGGUCGAGAGUGAGCCAGCAGCCAUCCCAUUGGUCGAGAACGGCAGCCAGCCCUUACCAGAGACAGAGCAGAGCCGGACCACAGACAAGACAACCUGCACUACAGUACCUGGUCUGCACACCACAGCCCCGACUCCAGAUCCCACAGGUCCUGGAUCAGCGCCUGACCACCAAAGCCCAGCACAGAUGGUUGAGACAGUGAAUCAGCUGGAGACGUCUCAUCUCGCUGCUCCUCUGGUCAGGCCUCCUUGUGCGUCCUCAUCGACAGAGCUUUAUAGCUCUGCCAGCGCGCCACUGGCCUCGCCUAAUCCUAAGUUGCGCUGGGAAUUCUUCGCUCCUCCAGACAGUCCAGUCCAGGAGCCUAGUGAUAUAAGUGUCCCACCCACGGUGUUGAGUAUGGUCAAGCGGGGCGACCAGUGGUCAUGGGACCCAGACGAGGAGCGCAGACGUCAGGAAAGGUGGCAGCGAGAGCAGGAGCGCAUGCUUCAGGAAAAGUACCGUCGUGAGCAGGAGAAGCUGAAAGAGGAGUGGGAGCGAGCUCAGAGGGAAGUGGAGGAGGAGGAGAGGAAGUUCCAUGAGGAGGAGCAGAAGAUCCUGGAGGAGACGGUGGCCCCCCUGACACCCCACUCCCCGGCCCCGCCCGUCCCCCCCUCACCCACGAGGAACGUGGCCCCCCCGACCACCGCCGCCCCCCAGGACAACAUAGUGCGCUCGCUGGCCGACUGGGAGCGCAAGCAGGAGAUGCUGGAGAGGCAGGCGAGGGGAAGCACAGAGGACAACGAGCGGACAGAGCUGAGCACUGAGGAGCGGAGCAGCUCACAGCUGCAGAAGGCUGAGAGUGCGGACCUUCUGACCUCCUCGGGUGUGUCCGAGGCCAGCUCCCGCAGCCAGCACAAUGGCCAGAGAGCCACCAGGGGCCAGGGACAACCUAGGAGCCCUCAGCCCCAGCCUGCCCAGGAACCAACAUGGAACAGCAAAGAACAAAAGACAACUUCACUGGACCGAAAGACUGGAGGAAGGAGGUUUGAGGCUGGUGAGAAUGCACCAAACUCCCCUAAGUCACCCUCAUACUCCUCAGACACCCCACCUUCAUCCCCCAACAGGUCUGUGAGUGGAAAGAAGCUGUGCUCCAGCUGUGCCCUCCCCCUGGGGAAAGGGGCCGCCAUGAUCAUCGAGACCCUCAGCCUCUACUUCCACAUCCAGUGCUUUAAGUGUGGCAUUUGUAAGGGGCAGCUUGGAGACACGACCACAGGCACGGACGUCAGGAUCCGCAACGGCCUUCUCAACUGCCAUCAAUGCUACAUCCGCUCACGCUCGGCAGGACAGCCCACCACCCUGUGAUGCGCCUGCGGGAGCGCCCGUGCCCAGUCCAUCCAGACUUCCGCUCCUCUCUCCUCAUCAAGCAUGUCCAGAUAAACAGCUGUUGUGUGCCGAUGAGUCUCCUUCCUGGAUCCUGGUCCCCCUGCCUAGUGUGAUUGGGUCUGGUGUUGCCACCGUAGUGUUCAAAUGCAACAAUAGACAAGAAACUAUCUCCACCUCCAAAUGAGGAGGGCUUAUGUAUAUUUCUCCAGUUACCAAUAACAUAGAUGGAAUAUUAUACACUUCUAAUAUAUACCUAAAAUGGGGGAAGCUCUUUUUUUAUUAGAAUUAAAAGAGGACAACAGUUUGGUUUAUUCAUCUCCUAAUAACAACUCUAUCCUCUGCUAACGUCACAAUGUGAAAUUCAACUGUUACAGGUCCAGAAUAGUUAUGACCACCGCAAUGUUUCCUCACAUCAAGAGUUCAUUCAUUGCCCACAGUCUAUAUGUACUAUACGAAAAUUGUGUCAAUUAAUGAGAAAAAUGUAUACAUUUCAGUAGCAUUUUGAUCUGUUAAAGUUGGAAAGAAAUAUAGACCUGUAAUGGCCCAGGAAAUUGUCAGUUUGAGGGAAUACAUAGGGAAAGAGGAAAUUACUUCCAGGCUAGAGAUAUUUUUUCUACCAGGUAUUUUGCCAAAAAAAACAAAGGAUGUUUAAUUUUAAGCUUUACAUAGGCUACUUUACUCUGCCUUUUUUUUAUAAAAGGCCAUUUUACGCACGCCCUUCUCCCUCUCUUUCCGGUGUCCUUCAGAAUGAUUUCGGGAGCCAUGUUUCCAAAAACAGUAUUGACACACGGUUCGUCAAUGAACGUCCUCCUGCGUUUCGUUUCAUUUCCUGCUUGAAAAAGAAAUGCAUUCUUUUACUAAAUUUAAUGUUAUUGAUUACCUAUGAGAGGAUUGCACGUCAAGCUGGUUGCAUCUGUGGAGGUUAUGUCGUCAUUGCGGUUUGUUCCCCUCACGCACCCAUUUUCCAUCCGAGCUACCUGCUUCUUCGGUCGUUCAUACCUUUGCCGUGUCCCCGCCUCGGUUAUGACCGCAAUUAUUAUGUGCCUUAGGAAAACGAGGGAAUGCGUACCCGCAACAGAAUGUGAAGCCGUUUGAUGAAACCCAAAGAUGGUCUGUCUGUAGCCACACUAGUUGAGCUUUGAGGACGGGCUGUUAUUUUCAUAGAAAAGUAUUGAUGUAGGAACGCGCUGAACGAGUUAGAUCUUCGCAUUUUGGGAAACGGGCUUAUGUUUGGUCCAUAGGGCUUCAUGGUAGUUAAGAUAUCCCCUUGUCUUUUCUUUCCCCGGCUCUCUUUCUUUCAGACUUUUCUUACGCCGAAUAGUCCAUUAUCUUCGAUGCGAUGUGUAUUUGGAUCAGCAAAAUAUUUUGUAAGGUCUGAUGACUUAUAAAAACUAAAAGGUGAAGCAAACAUGAACCAAAUAGAUGAUUUGUUGUAGUAGGCAAAAACCGUGUGUCAAUUCCUUAUUUUUGCCUUACUGAAUAUUUGGAUAUUUGUGAAUAACUCCACAAAACUAUGAGUGAAUAAACAAAUUAAACAGCU
Messenger RNA from Alosa alosa (allis shad), 6282 nucleotides. RefSeq names its product LIM and calponin homology domains 1b (gene limch1b). Gene Ontology annotation, cellular component: stress fiber. Gene Ontology annotation, biological process: regulation of focal adhesion assembly; positive regulation of stress fiber assembly. Gene Ontology annotation, molecular function: myosin II head/neck binding. The record is from RefSeq and is a predicted model, not a curated record. Lineage: Eukaryota; Metazoa; Chordata; Actinopteri; Clupeiformes; Clupeidae.